Messenger RNA from Manihot esculenta (cassava), 1962 nucleotides. Its product is annotated as laccase-7. The transcript is spliced from 6 exons. Gene Ontology annotation, molecular function: hydroquinone:oxygen oxidoreductase activity; copper ion binding. The coding region runs from base 72 to 1769 and encodes 565 amino acids. Lineage: Eukaryota; Viridiplantae; Streptophyta; Magnoliopsida; Malpighiales; Euphorbiaceae. The record is from RefSeq and is a predicted model, not a curated record. Gene Ontology annotation, cellular component: apoplast. Gene Ontology annotation, biological process: lignin catabolic process.
UUUCCAUCCAAUCCUUUCAAUGCACAGAGCUUAAUUAAUUACCCUUGUGUUCAUUCUCUUCAUCUUUCAGCAUGUCUCGUUUUCUUUUUCUUCUGUUGUGUGCUUCUGCUCUUCUUGCUUCUUCUGUGGCUUCUGCUGCUAUUGUUGAACACUCAUUCCAUGUGAAAAACCUUACGCUCCGGCGGCUGUGCGGUGAGCAAGUGAUAACUGCGGUGAACGGAAGCCUCCCCGGUCCGACCAUAAGAGUUCGAGAGGGUGAUACUCUUGUGGUUCAUGUGUUUAACAAGUCUCCAUACAAUCUCACAAUUCACUGGCAUGGAAUAUUUCAGAAACUGAGUGGCUGGGCAGAUGGGCCUAAUAUGGUAACUCAGUGUCCAAUACUCCCUGGAAGUAGCUACACCUACAAAUUUAAGGUCAUCAAACAAGAGGGUACUCUCUGGUGGCAUGCUCACGUCUCAACUCUCCGAGCAACGGUGUAUGGAGCUCUAAUUAUCCGGCCAAGAUCCGGUCAUUCCUACCCUUUUCCGAAACCUGACAAAGAAGUUCCUAUCUUAUUAGGAGAGUGGUGGAAUGCUAAUAUAAUUGAUGUCGAGAAUCAAGCCCUUGCUACUGGUGCCGGACCUAACAAUUCCGAUGCUUACACCAUUAAUGGAAGGCCUGGCGAUCUUUACCCAUGUUCUCAAAACCAGAUAUAUAAACUUAAAGUGGAGAGAGGAAAAACAUACAUGUUACGUAUCAUCAAUGCUGCACUCAAUAAUCAGCUCUUCUUCAAGAUUGCUAAUCAUAAGAUGAAAGUGGUCGCGGUUGAUGCGUCCUACACAAAACCUUACAUUACCGAUGUUGUAGUCACCGGCCCUGGCAUGACCACCGAUGUUCUCCUUAUUGCUGACCAGCCGGUGGGAUCGUACUACAUGGCAGCUAGCCCUUAUGCGAGUGCUGCAGGUGUACCAUUUGAUAACACCACCACUAGAGGCAUCCUCAUUUACGAAGGCUCUACAUCCGCUACUCCCAUUAUGCCUUUAAUGCCAGCCACCAAUGACACUCCUACGGCUCAUAAGUUUUACAGUAACCUCACCGGACUUGCUGGCGGACCACACUGGAUUCCGGUGCCACGUCAUGUUGACGAGCAUAUGUUCAUAACAGUUGGGCUCGGGCUCGAACCUUGUGGAGGGAAUGCCACAUGUCAAGGUCCAUUCGGACAGAGACUCUCUGCGAGCAUGAACAACAAAUCGUUUCAGUUCCCAACAAGCUUAUCAAUGUUGCAAGCUUUCUUUUUCAAUGUGGGUGGAAUCUACACUCCUAAUUUCCCAGACAAGCCUCCAGUGAAGUUCGAUUACACAAACUCCAACAUCAGCAACGACCAAUCUUUGCUCUUUGCUCCCAAAUCAACGAGCGUAAAGGUCUUAAAGUACAACUCGACGGUGCAGAUUGUGUUGCAGAACACGGCUUUGAUCGUUGUGGAGAAUCAUCCCAUUCAUCUUCACGGUUUCAAUUUCCAUGUGUUGGCUCAAGGAUUUGGAAACUAUGAUCCUGUCAACGACCCUAAAAAAUUCAACCUUGUGAACCCACAAAUGCGAAACACCAUCGGAGUUCCUGUCGGAGGCUGGGCAGUGAUCAGAUUCAAAGCCAAUAAUCCUGGUGUAUGGAUCAUGCACUGCCAUCUAGACGCUCACUUGCCAUGGGGGCUAGCCACGGCUUUCGUCGUUCAGAAUGGACCCACUCCGCGAUCAACCUUGCCGCCUCCGCCGGCUGAUCUGCCUAAGUGUUAGAAUUUGUGGCAUGCCGUGAUUCACAUUAUUAGUCUCUUUUCAUUUUUCUGGGAUUUAUUUCUUUGUAUUAGUUUGAUUUACAUUGUUUCGUUUGGAGCAAAAGUCUGCUGUAAUAAUGUUACGAUUGGUCUAUUCUUUGUCAAUUGUACCAAACUGGAAUUGUUGUCAUGUAAUGAUAUUGUUUUAUAAAUUC